This is a messenger RNA of Paraphaeosphaeria sporulosa, 1311 nucleotides long. RefSeq lists its product as uncharacterized. Lineage: Eukaryota; Fungi; Ascomycota; Dothideomycetes; Pleosporales; Didymosphaeriaceae. Gene Ontology annotation, biological process: maturation of SSU-rRNA. Gene Ontology annotation, cellular component: cytoplasm. The coding region runs from base 1 to 1311 and encodes 436 amino acids. The transcript has 2 exons. The record is from RefSeq and is a predicted model, not a curated record.
AUGCCUCCUUACGACAGUGACUCUUCCGACGAGGGAGAGGAAUAUACUGAAACAAAUACUCUUCUGGGAUACGCGUCCCAAGGCGCAUCCGGAGACGCCAUAUCGCACCUGGGCGGUUCUCCAGCAUGGAUAGACGAUAAAACGGCACCCUCGGGUGCAUUGGCAAAGUGCAAAGUAUGCAACGGGCUUCUUACGCUUCUGCUCGAACUGAACGGCGACCUUCCCGAACAUUUCCCCGGACACGAACGACGACUGUACAUAUGGGGCUGUCGCAGGAAGACUUGCAGGCGGAAGGAAGGCAGCGUGAGGGGACUACGCGGAAUCCGCGUUGCGAAAGGGUCCGGCAAGCUCGCAGAGAAGAAGGCGCAGAAGCCGGAAGUCAAGCAACAGGAGGAGCCGCAGCCGCAGCCGCAGCCGCAGCUGGGAGAAUCGCUGUUCGGAGUCAAGAGCGGCGGCAGCGCGGGAGCACCAGCAAACCCUUUCGCGAACCCAUUCUCGUCAGCUUCAAAUGGAACACCGCCAGCCAACCCAUUUGCUCCAGGCGGUGCCAGCGCGAAUCCUUUCGGAAGCGCACAGCCGCCAGCAAAGCCUGCGCCUGAGGUGAGCAAGGACGAGGCCUCCACGACAUUACCCGAAACAUUUGCAUCAAAGGUGCGCGUCUCAUCGCCGCCGCCUGCAACACAGCCCGCGCGACCGCACGAACCCUGGCCCGCAGAAUCAGACUUCCCUCCCGCAUACCCGCACUACUACCUCGAUGCCGAGUACGAGACGCUCGAUGCGCCCUCCACACCCCAGAUCCCCGCGAACGCACGCAUGGACGUAGACACCGAGGGCGGCGGCAGCGGAGGCGGAAAAGAAGACAAGGAGAUCUUUGAGAGUACACUCGACAAGGCUUUCCAGAAGUUUGCAGACCGCGUUGGCGAGAACCCCGAGCAGGUCCUCCGGUACGAGUUCCAGGGUAAACCUUUGCUCUACAGUGACGCCGAUGCUGUCGGCAAGCUGCUUGCCGCACACUCAGAGCACGGCUCGUCUUCGAACGUGAAAGUCACCACCAUGGGCUCCGGAGGAGGCUCGGGCGUGCCGAGAUGUCAGAACUGCGGCGCCGACCGCGUUUUUGAGGUACAGCUAACGCCACAUACGAUCACUGAGCUGGAGGCGGAUGAGAUGAGUAUCGAUGGGAUGGAAUGGGGCACCAUCAUUUUUGCGACUUGCAGCAAGGACUGCAAGCCGAGCGACGUGCCCGAGGGCGAGGUGGGAUAUGUGGAGGAAUGGGUGGGUGUGCAGUGGGAGGAGGUUGCUAAGAACAACUGA